AUGCUAAUAAUUGAAGUCAAAUGUGGAAUAGUUGUAAAAGUUGUUUUCUCUGACACAAUUGGUGAGCACCAGCAACGAGCUAGGAAAACGUACUCAGCUAAUCAGAGAGCACUAGAUUGUUUUGUUUCAAGGUUAGAUCACCAACGAAAANAGGAGAACUUGAAGAAUGCUGUCAAGAACACCGUAAGCCAAGUAGCCAAAAAGACCUUGACAAUGGGUGCUAAUGGUGAACUUCAUCCAGCAAGAUUCUGUGAAAAGGAAUUGCUACAAGUUGUGGAAAGGGAAUACUUGUUUACCUAUGUUGAUGACCCCUGCAGCUCCACGUACCCUUUGAUGCAGAAGCUGAGACAAGUCCUUGUUGAUCAUGCAAUGAAGAAUGGUGAAAGUGAGUCGAAUGUGAACAGCUCAAUCUUCCAAAAGAUUGUAGCUUUUGAGGACGAAUUGAAGGCUGUGUUACCUAAAGAAGUUGAGAGUGCAAGAGCUGUGCUUGAAAGUGGCAACCCUGUAAUUCCUAACAGGAUAACAGAAUGCAGAUCAUAUCCAUUAUACAGGUUUGUAAGGAAAGAAGUUGGAACAGAACUAUUGACAGGUGAAAAAGUUCGUUCGCCUGGUGAGGAGAUUGACAAGGUAUUUACAGCAUUUUGCAAUGGACAAAUCAUUGAUCCAUUGUUGGAAUGCCUCAAAAGCUGGAAUGGUGCUCCUCUUCCAAUUUGCUAGAUGUUUAAUUUUCUUUUGGACAGUAUGUAAUAUUGGCUCAACUAAGGUGCCAAGUUUAUCCCAUUAUGAGAAUCAGAAUAUAUAGAAUAUUCUCUACAUGACUUAAAAUAAGCUGUUGAAAGAUUUCCAAAUUAUAUGUUCA
Messenger RNA from Solanum stenotomum, 859 nucleotides. Its product is annotated as phenylalanine ammonia-lyase-like. Gene Ontology annotation, molecular function: ammonia-lyase activity. The coding region runs from base 1 to 717 and encodes 238 amino acids. The record is from RefSeq and is a predicted model, not a curated record. NCBI's taxonomy places the organism in Eukaryota, Viridiplantae, Streptophyta, Magnoliopsida, Solanales, Solanaceae. The transcript has 3 exons.